Molecule: messenger RNA, 1652 nt
Organism: Tympanuchus pallidicinctus (lesser prairie-chicken)
Lineage: Eukaryota; Metazoa; Chordata; Aves; Galliformes; Phasianidae
Gene: PLPP3
Product: phospholipid phosphatase 3
Exons: 6
Coding region: 217-1158 (313 amino acids)
Biological process (GO): phospholipid metabolic process; canonical Wnt signaling pathway; phospholipid dephosphorylation
Molecular function (GO): phosphatidate phosphatase activity
Source: RefSeq, a predicted model, not a curated record
UUUUUUCCAAAUUUUUUUUUUUUUUUUUUUUUUUUUUUUUUUUUUUCUCUUCCCUCCCGCGGUGUCGGUGUUGGGAAGACCCCGCCCGCGUUUCUCCUCCCGUGCCCCAGCGGAGAGGCCGGGAGAGCGGGCAGCACCUCCCCGGCGCACCGCGUGCGGGCUCGGCUCGGCGCGGCCCGGCACAGCACGGCACGGCUCGGGCGUUCGCCCCCGAUAAUGCAGAGCUACAAGUACGACAAGGCGAUCGCGCCGGAGAGCAAGAAUGGGGGCAGCCCGGCGCUGAACAACAACCCGACCAAGGGCAGCAGCAAGAAAGUCCUGCUCAUCUGCCUCGACUUCCUCUGCCUCGUCAUGGCUGGACUGCCCUUCCUCAUCAUCGAAACAAGCACAAUCCAGCCCUAUCAGCGGGGCUUCUACUGCGACGAUGACAGCAUCAGGUACCCACUGAAGUCAAUGGAGACAAUCAACGACGCGGUGCUGUGUGCUGCAGGCAUCCUCAUUGCCAUCCUUGCCAUCAUCACAGGAGAGCUCUACCGCAUCCACUACCUAAAGGAGAAGUCACACUCCUUUAUCCAGAACCCUUACGUGGCAGCUCUCUACAAGCAAGUGGGCUGCUUUGUUUUUGGCUGUGCCAUCAGCCAGUCCUUCACAGACAUUGCCAAAGUGUCCGUUGGGCGCUUGCGGCCACAUUUCCUUGAGGUUUGCGACCUGGAUUUCUCCACCAUCAACUGCUCAAAGGGGGUUUACAUCCAGAACUACACCUGCAGAGGAAGUGACAGCAAGGUCCAGGAAGCCAGGAAAUCCUUUUUCUCUGGGCAUGCAUCCUUCUCCCUCUACACCAUGCUGUAUUUGGUGUUCUAUCUGCAGGCCAGGUUCACGUGGAAGGGCGCCCGCCUGCUCCGUCCCCUGCUGCAAUUCACACUGAUCAUGAUGGCAUUUUACACUGGCCUGUCCCGUGUGUCAGACCACAAGCAUCACCCCACCGACGUGCUGGCAGGCUUUGCACAGGGAGCCCUGGUGGCUUACUGCGUGGUGUUUUAUGUCUCUGACCUCUUCAAGCCCAAGCCCAAGACCUGCCUGCCUCCACCCCCCAUCCGGAAGGAGAUCCUCUCACCUGUGGACAUCAUCGAACGCAAUAACCAUCACAACAUGGUGUAGGCCUUUGAGCAAUCGGAUUGGUGUUGUAUUUUAUUUUUUAUUUUUUUGCAAAAAUGACUGCUGACAGCAACUACCUGCUGCUCUCAAAUCUCAUCAGACAGUAGAAUGUAGGGAGAGACUUUCUUGCCCGACCGGUAAAGUCUUACUCUGUGGUCUUUUUCAACUCACGACAUUUGGAGGAAAGGAGUGGUGGUGAUCAACUAAAAGCAACAGUGAGAAACAAACACCCAGCAAAAAGCCGAGCAAGCAAAGAGGUGCCGGAGUUCUGGAUGUGCAAUUGGUUUGAGUGUUCAUGUUGUAGUGAACGCCAAAUUGUUCAUAGCGUAAAGAACACUAAGGGAUUUUGGAAAGCUGGCCAUCUCGGUUGUGUUUUGUUUUGUUUUGUUUUUUAAUUAUUAUUUUUGACGAUGAAGAUUUCUAAUGCAGGCAAGGAAAAAAAAAAACAACUCACAAAUUAUAUAGCACUACAGACGAGCAACAGCACUGAGUCAAGA